CAGGUCCAUUGGCACUUAAAUGUAAUCUUGAAAGUUUGGCAGUAAAUGAUUAUGAAAUUUCAUGUUUUGAUGUUGUCAGUUUAUACCCAGCAGUAAACUUUUAUGCGUCUUAUCCUAUCGGUUUUUAUUCUUUCUUAUUUAAAAAAAUUAUUUAAUUAGGACAUCCUAGUGUUUUGGAUAUUAAUGAAGAAGUUUUAUGGACAAAACCUGAAGACUUGAAAUCUUAUCGUGGGAUAUUCAAAAUUUUUAUAAUUCCGCCGGAAGACUUGUAUUUGCCAGUAAUCCCUGAGCGCAUAAAUGGGAAAUUAGUUUGUUAUUUUUUCCGAAAAUUAACAAUUAUAGCUAGAUUUUUCAUCUAUGUCAUCAAUGUGCGAUUGAGAUGGAACCAGGUGUAGCGAAGCGAACUGAAUGCAAAUAUAGUCGAAGGCAUGCUAAAAAAUGGUGCGCGCACAGCGAUGAGAAGAGGGGUUUUAUUAGCACUACCUGCUCUAUUGAACUUGAACUUGCUCUGGUGAAAGGCUAUCGGGUAACAAAGGCAAGUGGAUGGCCAAGUAGUGUUUUGGCUGCUGAAAAUCCUAAAUUGGAACAAGAACUUAAAAAUGAAUUUAUCGAAAAAAAUCAAAAAGAAUACGGUAUUAAACUUGAGCCUUCACGAAUUGCCAAAAAUGAUGGAAUGAGAUACUUAGCAAAAACAUGCAAUAAUUCAAUGUAA
Molecule: messenger RNA, 712 nt
Organism: Meloidogyne enterolobii
Lineage: Eukaryota; Metazoa; Nematoda; Chromadorea; Rhabditida; Meloidogynidae
Source: the annotation of a GenBank genome assembly